Papilio machaon (common yellow swallowtail) is the source of this 935-nucleotide messenger RNA. Its product is annotated as ubiquitin-conjugating enzyme E2 K. Gene Ontology annotation, biological process: protein K63-linked ubiquitination; DNA damage tolerance. The record is from RefSeq and is a predicted model, not a curated record. Gene Ontology annotation, cellular component: nucleus. Lineage: Eukaryota; Metazoa; Arthropoda; Insecta; Lepidoptera; Papilionidae. The transcript is spliced from 3 exons. The coding region runs from base 227 to 868 and encodes 213 amino acids. Gene Ontology annotation, molecular function: ubiquitin conjugating enzyme activity.
ACGUAUAAAUCAAUCGUUAUCCAGGCACAGCGAGCCCCAGCCACCCACCCCAAUUUGUUAUUUAUUUUCUUUCUUUCUGCUUCGAGCCGUCCCGCGAGCAUCAUUGUUGAUAUCAAGUUUAAUUAAAAAAAAAUAAUUAAGAUACGGCAUAUAGUAUCUCUUUAGUCACAAUUUCUCCAAAGUUCUAGUGUGCUAAUUGGCGGUAAAAUAAAACAAUUUAAUAAAAAUGUCGCAAAUCAACAGACGGGCAAAGCGAGACUUCAAGGAAAUACAGCGCAAUUAUCAGGUUUUAAAGGAUAAAUCGAUAUUUAUAAGAAACUUAACACCACUAUACAAUCGUUUUGUAGCCAGAAUUAAGGGCCCACGUCAAACACCGUAUCAAAGCGGCAAAUUUCUUCUGAGGAUUGUACUAGAUGCAGAUUAUCCUGCAUCUCCGCCUGAGGUCAGGUUUCUUACACAUGUGUGGCAUCCGAAUAUCCAUCCAUGUAAGGGCUAUAUCUGUUUAGAUAUCCUAGCCGAGAGAUGGACUCCGGAAUUGUCUUUGAGGACCAUGCUUCUCUCCAUCCAAGUGCUCCUAUCUGCACCUGAACCGGAUGAUCCUCUUUCAUUACCAGUCGGCCUGCAAUGCAAAGAGCAACCGGAAGAAUUCCGUGCGACUGCCCAAUUUUGGACAUAUAUUUAUGCCAAAGGUCAAUUCACAGUAUAUGAGUACCAACAGAAACUUGCAACAUUUGUUAGUUUGGGAGUUCAACAGAAUCUGGCAUUAUCUUUAUUAUCCAAUAACCACUGGAACUUGGAGGACGCCAUUGAUACACAUGCCACUAUCACUCUAAUAAAUUCGAUUCCGAUCUAUGAAAUACAACAUUAAAGAUUUAAAUUUUCAAAUGUUACCUGUGACACUUGUGUUGAUACUUAAUAUUAUCCCUUUUUUUUUU